AAAGAUUGGUGUAUUUUUAGAUUGAAAGAUGGCUCCCGUUACAUUGUACACCACUCGUCGUACUCCAGCCGGCAGAGCCGUGGAAAUCACUGCAAAGCUGAUUGGUGUGGAUUUGUAUGUUAAAUUCAUGGAUCUGUCCAAGAAGGAGCAUAUGACAGCAGAAUUUUUGAAGUUAAAUCCACAACAUACAGUGCCAACCAUCGUCGACAAUGGAGUUCCAUUGUACGACAGUCACGCAAUCAUCGUCUACUUGGUGUCAAAAUAUGCGAAAGAUGACGCCCUGUAUCCUAAAGACUUAGUGACGCAAGCACGCAUCAAUGCACUGCUGCACUUUGAAUCUGGCAUUCUGUUCGCCCGCCUUCGUGGCACUCUGGAACCGAUCUUCUACCAAGGUUUUCCGGAGGUUCCUCAAGAUAAGCUGAAUGCCAUCCAUGGCGCGUACGACCUGCUGGAAACAACACUCCAAUCGGACUACCUGGUCGGAAAAACUCUAACACUGGCCGACAUUAGCUGCAGCACAUCACUGUGCACACUGAACGCGCUGUUCCCGAUCGAUGCUAGCAAGUGUCCAAAAUUGGUUGCAUAUCUACAACGAUUAGAGCAAAAUAUGCCCAACUACAAAGAAUUCAAUUCCGAUCGUGCUGCGGAAGCUCUGGACUUCUUCCAGCAAAAGUUGGAGGAAAACAAAAAGAAAUAAAUGAAACUAAAUUUGGCAACACUGGUUGAUAAAAAAAUCUAAAUAAAGAAAAAAAAAACAGUCUAUGUUUGCAC
This is a messenger RNA of Ochlerotatus camptorhynchus, 771 nucleotides long. RefSeq names its product glutathione S-transferase 1-like. The transcript has 2 exons. The record is from RefSeq and is a predicted model, not a curated record. Gene Ontology annotation, biological process: glutathione metabolic process. Gene Ontology annotation, molecular function: glutathione transferase activity. Lineage: Eukaryota; Metazoa; Arthropoda; Insecta; Diptera; Culicidae. The coding region runs from base 29 to 697 and encodes 222 amino acids.